This is a messenger RNA of Meloidogyne enterolobii, 774 nucleotides long. NCBI's taxonomy places the organism in Eukaryota, Metazoa, Nematoda, Chromadorea, Rhabditida, Meloidogynidae. The record is from the annotation of a GenBank genome assembly.
AUGAAUUUCGUUUCGUUUCGCGUUUCGUUUAAAAAUAAUUUUUUCGUUUCUUUCGUUUCGUAUUUCAUUAAAAAUAUAUUUUCGUUUCGUUUUCGUUUCGUAACAUGCCAUUUUUAUACGAAAAUGACGAAAAAAUAUUCGAUAUUAUUAGACAAUUUUUUACUAUUUUGUCGUAUUUUUCAGCCAAAAAUUUAAAAAUUUUUUCCCAGAAAAUGAAAAUUAAAAAAAUUUUGCCUGCGGCGCUGAAAAUGAAAGAAAUCUGAUUCCUCUCUUCGAGCUAGAAGAUUGCUACUAAAAUUGAUAAGGGCCAGAAAUUUUUCAGCAAGUUAUAGCUUUGCACCGUUAUAGUUGCGCGUUGUUUUGGGCUAUACCAAUAUUUGGGAUGCCCUAUGGAUAUCUCACUAGAUAUUUGGGAUAUCUCUUAAACUCUUAGUCUGUACUUGUCCCCCAAAUCUCCUAAUAACCUAAAUUGGAGAGAUAUCGGGAGAUUUGCAGGGAGAACAAUCUCAAUUUUGCAAAAUUGAAGUUUUCUUAAUACUCCUCCAUAUACUUGAAUCUCUUUAUAUCCCUUUUACCCCCUGAAUAACACCAUUAUUCUGAUAGAUAAUCUAAAUAGUAGACUUGACCCCAAGACUCAAGACCAAAAAUUAACAAGACACAAGACUAUUUUUGUCCCAUAAGGCAAAUUUUUGGUACUAAUAAAUUCUCUAAAUCCCUCGGAUAUUUCCCAAAUUCUCCAAUAUCCCUUUUAAACACCCAACUCGCAGAAUAUCU